This is a messenger RNA of Oncorhynchus mykiss (rainbow trout), 3151 nucleotides long. Its product is annotated as C2 calcium-dependent domain-containing protein 4C-like. Lineage: Eukaryota; Metazoa; Chordata; Actinopteri; Salmoniformes; Salmonidae. The record is from RefSeq and is a predicted model, not a curated record.
UACUCCUCAGCACUUGCCCGUUUACGUCACUGGCUAUAGACCAGUGCGCCACGGUUCAGUUUAAUAGAAUGGUGUCACUGGCUCUCUAGACUAGGAUAUAAUAGUUUUCUCUUAUUGGUCGGCUCCCAACAUCGCCACCGGGAGAGUGUAUAAAAUGCAUCAUAGUCGCUCAAGAAGAGCAAGUCCAUCUCUGUUCUCUGGGUUGCAGAGCAGCCAGCCACAGCCAGAGCGAGCCAGCCAGCCAGCCAGCCUAGUUCCGCAAACAGUGUGAGAUCCAGAGGAGGCGAGAGAAAACACCUGUUUCGGAAGAAUCAAGUCGACAAAGCAGCCUCCACGUCUUCAACAGAGAAACACCCCCGUAUCUCACUUGCUGAAGCCCAGUGGGACCAUGUGGGUUCUGGACAAGAUCCGUGGGUCGGUAGAAACCACUGUACUCCGGAGGGGGGAGAAUGGAGACAAGGAUGGCAAUACUCCAGCCUACAGCAAUGUUCUCACCCCUGAUAAGAUCCCUGACUUCUUUAUUCCCCCCAAGCUGGUCUCCUGCCCCCCAGAGCCUGAGACCCUGGACGUCGUCAAGCCCAAGGAGGGCCUUUGGCUCUCGGCCUCUGAGCAGACCAUUGGCAGUAAGAAAAUCAGCAGUCCUCAAAGUCCUCGUCUGGUCGUCAAGCUGGCUGGGGACACCAAGAACCUGCUGAGGGCAGCAAACCGUCAUAUCAUCCAGAUAGAGAGCGCUGAUGAUGUGGUGGCAGGGGACACCAAUGCUGACCCUCAGUCUCAGACUGCAAUGUCACUGCCCUACGUCCCCAAGACCCAGACCUCCUAUGGUUUUGCCACUCUGAUGGAGAGCCCCCACACCCGCCGCAAGGAGUCGCUGUUUCACUGUGACCAGACCAGCCCCCUGACCUCCCCCAACUGCCAGCGGAAGGGGAAGAGCAGCGUCAGCGAGGGCAACCACCUCAACCCCCCUGUCUUCAACGCCUCUCACAACCCGUACCGCUACUUUAGUGGAGGGGAGAGUGACACCUGUUCCUCGGCUGAGUCCUCUCCCUUCAGCUCCCCGCUGCUCUCCCGCUCUGCCUCGCUGCUCAAGAUCUUCACACAUGAGACGCAGGCCAAGGUGGUGAAGGCCAAGAGCAAGUUUGCCCGCCACAGCUCCUUAUCCACAGACGAGUGCAGCUCGGCCGAGCCCAGUCCCAAUGUGCCGCGGCGUCUCCACUCCUCUUCCCUCCACGGUAGUGGGCCGUCGGACCAUGAGCACACCAUUAACCUGCAGAAUGGCGGCAGGGUGAGGCUAAGCGCCAACUACGAUGCAGGCACAGCUCGCCUGCGCAUCCGUGUUCUGGCUGCCGAAGAGCUAUACGACAAGGUGUACGACAUCAAGAGCAUCAACUGCUGCGUGUCGCUGUACCUGAACCCUGGCAAGCUGCAGAAACAGAGGAGCACUAUCAUCAAGAACAGCCGGAAUCCUGUGUUCAAUGAGGACUUCUUCUUUGACUCUGUGACCUCCGUGCAGGUGAAGAACCUGGCAGUGAAGAUCAAGGUGGUGAAUAAGGGCACCAGCCUGAAGAGAGACACUCUGCUCGGGGAGAGAGAGAUCUCUCUGGAGAAGCUGAUCCAUGACCUCUAGAUUUGUCCUGGAGAUACAGAACAGAACUUUGACUGACACUGAAUGAGACUAUGAAUGAUAAAGUGCAUGAAUGGAAGAGUAGUUGGUAUUGAUGUUUGCUUGGUGCCCCACAGAGAACUGUCUGAAAGGAGCAGUUCAUUUAUAGUCACUGACUGUUUGGUCUGGUCUAGCAGCUCGUCUCUUAGCUGGUCACCUCCUCAACCUUCUGUUCCCUGAGCCUGCAGCCCUGCACAGCCCAACUUCCAGAUCAUGUGGUGGACAAUCAAAUAUGGCACAGGUCAAAACUCUCUUGAUCUCAACGUUUUAUGUUGCAUAGUUGUAACUUAAUGCGACUCAUCCUCAGACGAUUCAGUGUUAAUUCAGUUCAGCACUACAACACUUUUAUGGAUCAGUGGGUCUACUAUAUCCUGAUUGUUGUUGCCAUCUACAGUACCACCUGGAGGGAGGACCAAUCUGUGGUUUGACCACAAUGUCCCAAACCUGGAGGAUAGAGAUCAGACAUCCCCGUAUGCAUCCUCAUCCGCUUGGCAUGAAUAUGUAAAUGCAGUUAUACAUUAGCAGUUUGUACAUCAGUUUCAUAACACUCACAAACCAUAGAGAGAGGGAGAAUGCAUGUCAUUUUAAAGGGUGUUUACCAAGUGGUUGAACUUGAUUUUAUACAUAAAUGUGGUAUUUGUGUGAGACAUGACUCAGUAUGGUGUAUGUGUGAUACAAGAUACAACAUUAUGACUUGUUUGUUAAUUGUCUAUUAUGUACUGCUCUCUGCUGGAGAGUGAAUGAUUGGCAGCCCCCCUGUGUAGACAAGCCACCAGAUGAGUAGACUGAGAAAGGCAAAAAAAAUAUAACAGUAACACAACAAUAUUUAAGGAUAGUAUUUGUUUCUGAAGAUGGAUAAAGGCUCAACACAUCGAUCAGUCGUUGAGAUAUGUAGUCAUUUAACCAUGUCAGACAUCACUGUUUUACAGUAUGUAGCCAGUGUUUUUGUGGGUUACAUUCCUGUUCGAACCUCGACUAUACAAAAGCGCUCCCCAGCACCAUUGCUUUUCUCCAAGCUUAUACUUUAUAAAACUCUUGUUGCUGUAUGUGUGAUCAUUUUGUUAUUGUGAAAAAUCAGUAUGAUACUAUAAAAUAAUUUAUUUGUGGGUGUUUACACUAUCUAUACCUGCUGUACAUGGGAGUGUGCUCACUGAAUUGUAACCAAUCCCUUUUUUGGCUUACAUCAGCAUGACUAAGAAACAUCAAUAUUGUCAGUAGAUUUGAUAAAACUUCAUUUUAGUAGACCGGGUCAAAAUGUAAGAAGGGCAUUUAUGAUGAAAAUUAAUUUAAGUCAAAAAGUGGGUAGUAUAUUUUUGGGACUGCCGAACAAGGCCUAUUUUUGUAAUUGAUUGUCUUUUUUAGUUUCUUAUAUACAGGACCAGUCUAAAAUUUGGACACCUACUCAUUCAAGGGUUGUUAUUUAUUUGUACUAUUUUCUACAUUGUAGAAUAAUAGUGAAGACAUCAACUAUGAAAUAACACAUAUGAG